Epithele typhae is the source of this 1269-nucleotide messenger RNA. RefSeq lists its product as uncharacterized. The record is from RefSeq and is a predicted model, not a curated record. Lineage: Eukaryota; Fungi; Basidiomycota; Agaricomycetes; Polyporales; Epitheliaceae. Bases 1 to 1269 code for a protein of 422 amino acids. The transcript is spliced from 6 exons.
AUGCCUUCCAUCAGCCGCCUCCUCGUUCUCGCCGUCCUCGGUGUUUCUCUCUCAGUCCACGCCAUCCCCGUCCCGGGCGCGUCCACGGACGUUGAGCUCCACCGGAAGGACGUUCAGGACGUCGACGCGUACGCUCUCGAUGAGCGCUCGUUCGACGAGAGCGACGAAGGCGCGGACUUCGACGACGAGGACUUCGACGACGAGGUUGACGACGCGGAGGAGGACAGCGGUGAACUAGAGCGCCGCGCGCCCGCUAAGAAGGCUGCCGCGAAGCCGAAGACCGUCGCGAAACCGAAGACCGUUGCGAAACCGAAGACCACCGCGAAGCCCAAGACCACUGCGAAGCCCAAGACUACGGCGAAGCCCACGACUGUCGCGAAGCCCAAGACUACUGCAAAGCCCAAAACUGUCGCGAAAGCCAAGACUACCGCGAAGGCGAAGACAACCGCGAAGACCACCGCGAAGACGCCAGCCAAAACGACCGCGAAGACCACCGCCGCGGCCGCGAAGUCGUCUGCCGCGAAGUCGUCCGCCGCGCCGAAGUCGACCGGGAAGGCGUGCACCGCGAACAAGUUCAAGGGCAAGCGCAGCCCACGCGAGCAGCCGUUCGAGGAUCUCGAGCACCUCUUCCGGCGCAACACGCAGGAGUUCAUCGGCUGGCACGGCACGAACAGCGACACGGCCACGUUCUGGGCGCAGAAGGGCCAGCUCGCGAAGCCGACGAAGCCGACCGGCUUCUUCGACUUCUUCGACUUCGACUCUAACCAGGCCAAGGGCAGCAGCGGUGCAGACGCCGAGAACGGGCCCGGGGUGUACGUCACCGACGACAAGGACAUCGCGAUCGCGUUCGCGAACAACAACGCGAAGGUGAACAAGGGCACGACGGCGAUGCUCUGCGCGAUCUUCGCCAAGAGCUCCGCGAACUGGCGGACGGCGAUCCGCAAGGCGUUCCUGCCCGAAGCCCUCGUCGGCGACUCGGCGACGGCGUCCGUCAAGGCCGCGAAGGAGACCUCGCGCACGCUCUACCUCAAGUCGGUCGUGCCCGGGGUGAGCGCCGCGAACGUCGUCCGCUUUUCGCUCCUCAACCGCCUCACGCACACCGGCCAGCUCGUGCUCCCCGCGGGCGUCACGAGCCAGUUCACGGCGCAGUGCGUGGCCACGGACGCGGCGCUCCCCGCAGGCACGAGCGACUUCCCGGCGUUCAGCUACAACGGCGCGUCGCUCCGGAGCACCUGGGACAUCGCCGCGGAGCAGACGUGCUCGGCCUGA